Molecule: messenger RNA, 477 nt
Organism: Dacryopinax primogenitus
Lineage: Eukaryota; Fungi; Basidiomycota; Dacrymycetes; Dacrymycetales; Dacrymycetaceae
Exons: 2
Coding region: 176-409 (77 amino acids)
Source: RefSeq, a predicted model, not a curated record
AAGGACAUCAUCUCAUGUCCACGCCAUCAUAAGGGUAUCCCCGAUCAGCAUCUCGAAAGCUUGGAACUCCGAUGUCCCCGCAGACUUGAUGACAUCUGAUCAAGCUGUACUCGAGCUUGCAGCCGGUCUUCACCUGGCGGUUUUGAGAUUCUAGGAGGAUGUGGAAGGUUCCAACAUGCUACAACGAUAUACGCGCAUGUCGUUUUGUCUUGGUCCUCAAACAGGUGGGAUUAGAGAAGCAGUCAGCGUCAAUGCGUCUGAUCCAGAUCGUGAUUGGCGAUCAGGGUUGGUACCUCUUCCCGCAGGAGGGCACUGGGACAAGAUGUGCCCAGUGGCCGGUUGUUCUGCCUCUAUUGCUGAUGUACUGCAUAUCCACAACGCCCCUCCAAAGUUGUUUCUAUGCGCGUAGCUGCGACUCACAAAAUUAUCUUUCCGCAUAUGGAGCUAUCGUUCACUGACUGGUGGAGGUACAGUUUC